This is a messenger RNA of Poecilia reticulata (guppy), 2889 nucleotides long. Its product is annotated as putative G-protein coupled receptor 34. Lineage: Eukaryota; Metazoa; Chordata; Actinopteri; Cyprinodontiformes; Poeciliidae. Gene Ontology annotation, cellular component: membrane. The record is from RefSeq and is a predicted model, not a curated record. Gene Ontology annotation, biological process: G protein-coupled receptor signaling pathway. Gene Ontology annotation, molecular function: G protein-coupled purinergic nucleotide receptor activity.
AGAUAAUAUAAGAGUCCCAGUUCAUACAAUUGAUAGUAUUGAAAUUAAAUGCAUAGAAAAAGCAUAUGAAAGAGAACCCGGAGACAGAGUAGUGGUGGGUUUUACUUCCUGUACGUAUUGUAUCUUUUGGCAGCACGGGGGGAGUUCGGGGUGUGGACAAUGCUGACAGAUUUUGCAAGAUAAAGAAAAGCAGAAAGAGCAAAAGAGGAAAAGAGAGGCAGCGACGAGAGGACUGACAGACGCACAAUCAGAUCGGUGAUAGGGCGAAGGGAAAGCAACAAAUAUGCUGCUGCAGUGACUCAUUUAAACACUGGAGCUAAAGGUGAAGACAGUGAGAACUCGGCAGCAGUUUCUAUUGGGUUUGCGUGUCAAGUCUGUUCUGGUGGAGGGAUAUUUUUUUGUUGCAUUUUUUUAAGAAACCGAUGGAGGAAAAUGUCCGAGGAACCUCUACAGCUGCACAUCUAAAUAGGUCCUGUGGGACCCGAAAACCACAGCUGAGCUAAGCUUUGCUUGAGAGGAGGAUUAAUGAAUGUGUUGCUGAACAUCACUGAAUUCAACAGAAUUGAUACACCAUGACCUUGCUACUGUUCACUGCGAGUUCUGUACCUCCAAACGCUUCCUUUUCUACUGCAUCUCCAUCAGUAUCGUCCUUCAUGUCAAGAUUCACUCCGUAUUCUUCCCCCAAUGCCACAAUUGAAUCAAACUGUACUUUCGGCAGCGCCUCACUCCGUCUGCCGCUGGCGGUUUUCUACUUGCUGUUUUUUGUCCUGGGUCUCGUGGGGAACCUGUUCGCUCUGUGGGUGUUCCUCUUUCUCCACUCCAAGCACAACUCGGUGCGGGUGUUCCUCAUCAACUGCGCUGUGGCCGACCUGGUCCUCCUGGCGUGCCUGCCGUUCAGGGUGUUCUACCACCUCAACGGAGACAGAUGGGUGCUGGGGCCGGUGGCCUGCAGGCUGGUGGGGAACGGUUUCUACAUGAACAUGUACACGAGCAUUCUGCUGCUGGGACUCAUCAGCCUGGACCGGUAUGUGAGGCUGCGAGGGAGAGGCCGGGCUAGGAGGAGCUUAUGGGGGAGGCUGUGUGGCCAUAAGCAGCUCUGGAGCUGGGUGGUGUGUGGCACCAUAUGGAGCCUCUUUUUGAUGGGGACGAUGCUGAUGGCCGUGACGAAGGAGGACAAAGACUUCAACGGAAAAUGCUUUGAGUACAGGCAGCGACGCAAUGUCACCUGGAAAGCUUACCUCAAUGCGAUGUUAGUUGUGCUGUUCUGGCUGGUCUUCAUCAUGAUGGUCAUCUCCCACGCCAAAAUCGCCUCAAAGUUGCUUCUGCUGUCGCAGAAGAAGCCCGAGCUUCCCAAUGCAGCCAAGUACAAAAGAACCGCCAAGAAGUCCUUCUUCGUCCUCUUUCUGUUCACCGUCUGCUUUGCGCCCUACCACAUCUACCGUCCGGUGUACAUCCAGUCCCAAAUACACUCCGAUGAAUCCUGUAACUACCUGGGGAUGGUGAACCGUAUCAACGAGAUCAUGCUCCUGUUGUCCACCUUUAACAGCUGCUUGGAUCCGGUCAUGUACUUUCUGUUGUCGGGCUCGGUGCGCAGAACCGCUCUGCGGGUUCUUGGACACCGGUUCUGCAACCGUUGUCAAUACCUUCAAGAUGUUACGCUGAACAGCUCUACCAUAGAUUACAGACGAGGGUCCGCACCGCUGGCUAUACCCGGACAAGUCCUCAACAACCCUACACUCACACCUAGAACCAGCUUCUGUGUCAUUAACUCCACUCUCCGUCGCACAGAAGCAACAGCUACUCUUCCUCCCGCUGAUCUUCAGUGAUCGCAAACUGCUCAAGAUUGUCAGAAGACUGAAUGCAGAAUGCCAAGCUACAUUGAAGCUGACACAGAACUGUUUUUUUAACAAUAUCUUGUUUUAUUUUGGCUAUGUAACUGUUAGAUCAUUUAUACUUGGUUCUGUUGAAAGCUUUUACCCAAGAAUGUAUGAGGUGGUGUUUUUGUUGUUUCUUUGCAUUUUUUUAAGAUAAGUUGUUUCCCACUUUUUUUCACACUAUUUAAAAAGGAAAAAUAUGACUAUGAUAAAAAAAAUUAAACUUAUUCUCUUAUUAAAACAAAACUUCAACCGGCAUCAAAAACGAGCCACGCAAAAGUAUUCACAAGUCUUCAUAUAGAGCAACAAGUUCCAGUGUUAUUUGUAGGGCUCUGUGAUGUGGUUUAAAAAUAAAAUGUUAAAUCUUUUUAAUACCAAAUUUGAUUUUCAAUUCUCACUUUUUUCCAUAAAACAAUUCUAAAUGAACUUUUUUUUUUAACUUUCUUUUAUCCUUGCCUGUGAGUUGAAUUGAAUUCAAAGAGAAAACAAAGAGAAGGGUUAGGGUUGGUGAAUUCACUCUUUGAGGCUGCGGGCCCAACACGAUUGGUUCCCAGCCCACUUAGGUACCUCAAAGGGUAUGCACUCUCACUCGCGAUCAAGAACCACCUUGAGCAACAGGGACUAUCUUUUAUGGUUGGUGUAUGGUGCUUGCGGUGUGCUCCAGGGCGCCAGCUUUUGGUUUGUAUGUGCUGUGUGGGCUGGUAGAAUAUGGCUGGCAUAUUCCGGUGGGUGCAGUUGCUUCAUCCGAGUUGGGCUCAGAUGGAGCUUGUAGUGAAUUGUUAUAGUGAACCCAUCAGGGUUUGAAUUAUUUGCAAAUACUUCAAACUUUAAAACAGCUUUACCCCCCAAAAAACUCAAUGGCAACCUAUCAUAUAGAGUAGAUAUCAGUCACUGGUGUAUUUUAUUUCACCUAAGAAUGUGUUGAUCACCAUCAGGUCAAGGUUGGCAGCAGUCAUUUGAUUGUUUGCAGUUUUAGCACCUUAUUGCCCUCAUUUGGAUUUACCCGAUGACUAAA